CAGGCGCAACUCAGGGUGUAGAGGGAAUAAUCUUCAACUAUUAUACAAUUUUUGGGAAACGUAUUGCGACCUUUCUGAACAUUUAGUACCAUGUGAGAUUCAUUUCUCAAUAAGAACACCAACUAAAUUAUAAUUCGAACUGUAAAACUUAGGAACGAAGAAUUUCAAACCGAAGCAUGGACGAUGAGAGGAGAUACAGUUUUGAGACAGGAGAAAGAAACACUUUCGGAGUGGUGGAUUAUGUUCUGUUCGCCCUACUACUCUGUGUCUCCGCAAGCAUCGGUCUAUUUUACGCCAUCAAAGACAGAAAGAAUCAGAACACCAAGGAUUUCCUAUUAGCGGGAGGGAACAUGAGCGCCACUCCUGUAGCCUUGUCCCUCCUGGCCAGUUUCAUGUCCGCCAUUACGUUACUAGGGACGCCAGCCGAGAUGUACAACUACACGACCUCCUACUUUUGGAUUGGACUUGGCUAUUUCUUCACUAUCGGAUUAGCUGCUCAUAUAUAUAUACCAGUCUUUUACAACCUUGGAGUAACAAGUGUCUAUCAGUACCUGGAAAUGAGAUUCGGUAGACCUACACGCUCGCUGAUAUCCGUUGUCUACGUCAUACAGAUGGUUCUCUACAUGUCCAUUGUGCUAUAUGCUCCGUCCUUGGCCAUGAAUGCUGUGACCGGCUUCACGUUGUGGGGAUCUGUGUGGGCAGUCGGCCUCGUCUGUAUCUUCUACACUACCAUUGGUGGUAUGAAGGCGGUGCUGUGGACUGACACGUUCCAGGUAGGAGUUAUGCUGGCAGGUCUUUGCACCAUCCUUAUCCAGGGUUCAAUCGAGGUGGGAGGAUUCUCCAAAGCAUGGCAAUAUUCUGUUGACAGUGGCAGAAUCCUGUUUGACGAUUUCAACCCUGACCCUAUCGUACGUCAUAGUGUCUGGUCGUGCGUGUUUGGAGGUGCGAUAACCUGGUUGGCGGUGUAUGGGGCAAAUCAGGCGCAGAUCCAACGUGCCAUUACGUGCCCCACGUUGAGAAAGGCACAGAUGGCCUACUGGUUCAACUUCCCUGGUCUGUGUGUCAUUCUCUACCUGUGUUGUUUUAUUGGUACCGUAGCCUAUGCCUUCUACCGAACAUGUGAUCCCAAGACCUUCGGCCUCAUCACCGCAUCUGAUCAGUUACUGCCACUUUUCGUCAUGGACGUUUUGGGAAAGAUGCCUGGUGUUCCUGGAAUAUUCGUGUCGUGUAUCUUCAGUGGAGCUCUGAGUACACUGUCGUCCGGCCUUAACUCGAUAGCCGCUGUCCUGCUGGAGGACGUGGUCAAGGUCUUCUGUGUGUCGGACCUCAACGAACAGAGGGCCACUAACGCUUCAAAACUGAUCGCUUUGGUAUCAGGGUUUAUAUGCCUCGGUCUGACGUACGUGGCCUCCAUGCUGGGCGGAGUUCUACAGGCUGCCCUAGCAUUGUUCGGAAUGCUGGGAGGACCUAUACUCGGCGUGUUCACUCUCGGAAUCAUUUUUCCCUGGGCCAAUCAAAAGGGAGCGUUAACAGCCGUGUCAUCAGGUGUCAUCUUUAUGCUGUGGAUUGGUGUGGGGUACCAGGUUCACAAGCCUCCUGUUGCGCCCUUCUCUCCCACUAGUCUUGUUGGCUGUAACUGGAACCUUACUGACACUAACUUCACACAGCCAUUGGCUUCCGUCCUCACCAACGCCACUGUUGCCCCCGCUCCAGAGUACUCUACUUGGGAUCCGUUUGUGCGUCUGUACUCUCUAUCCUACCUGUGGUACAGCGCCACAGCCAUGCUGUAUACGGUCUGUGUUGGCCUCAUUGUCAGCUUCGCUACAGGUCGAACUGACCCCAAGUCACUUGACCCUAAACUCAUGUGUCCAUUAUUUGACACCCUAAUGCCAUUUCUUCCUGAGAAAAUCCUCAAACCAUUACGAUUUGGAGUCGACUACUCGAAGAUGAGGGAACAGGACGAGGCGGCGACACGGGAUGAAAUGGAGAUAUUUGUGGAUAAAAAUAACCCGGAUUUGACAGACGUGAACGGUCGACCAUCUUGACCACGUGGGCGAUGGUAGAAAUAGAGAGAGAGAGAAGGGAGGAAAUUUCUAACAAUUGCUCAAAAACAAAAAAGAUUUAUGUAAAUUUGGUUGUUUUAUAAAAAAUAAUGAGGGCGAACACCAGGUCCGGUUCCAGAUGUUUAUUAGGUUAAACCCUAAAGACCAAUUUACGGGACAAGGUGUUCAUAAUCUGGACGGAGGUUUCAAUCGUCCGUAAUGGUCAAUGUCCCCUUUGUCCACUGAAAACCCGCCAAAUACAGACAAAGACCAAAGAACGAAAACGAGACAAUAACUGGACAUACGUAGACACACUACGUCACACGGGCAAACUAAACAUAUAGACGCAACAUAUAUACAUACAUUUAUAACGAUCACAGACGACGCGGAAAUCCAAACGGCGCGACGCUAGACAACGGCGGCCAAAAUUACCUAAAACUUAACCCUAUUACAUUUAGGCGGAUAUUGUCAUGCAUCGUAUCCUCUCAAUGUUUGAACGAGUUGCUGUAUGUGACGUCAUUCAGAUGUAAAACAUGUUUUGGUGUAUGUAAACGACAUUUAAGUGUCACUGUUGCGAUACAUAUUAACUGUGUAUACGUGUUGCACAUAUGUUCGUGUAUCAUUAGAAGAAAUGUUGUAAGGUGAAUUCAUUUCAGUACAACCGGAUGCAAAUUUGGUUGAAACAGGUCCAGACUCCCAUCCAAAGGAGGGCCAUCCCUGUACAUGUUUUUACUUCUAUUUUUGUUUUUACAAGGACCAAAAGGUUCGUACUAUCAAAGCCAGGGUCAUAUCGUAAGAUAGCCGUAGUACCUGAAAAUUCACAAUAAAGGAUGUAUGAAGGUCAGGUUUAACCGGAAGUAGUGCAUAACUCAGUAUGAAAUAUAUUUCAGUGAAUUAUCUUAUCGUUGCGCUUCUAUAAAAACUUUUUAUUAAUCUGUAAUACUACUUACUGUCUAAAAUACAGUGCUCAACGUGACGUUUGACGAAUGAUUGACUUGUUCACUACAUAUAGUAGUUGACGUCGUGAUUCAAUUAAUAGCAUCGACGAUUUCAACAUUUAAGACAAUUCUAUGAACUUUCAGAAUAUUUCAACAUUAAGACAAUUCUAUGAACCUUCAGUAGAUUUCAACAUUUAAGACAAUUCUAUGAACUUUCAGUAUAUUUCAACAUAAAGACAAUUCUAUGAACCUUCAGUAGAUUUCAACAUUUAAGACAAUUCUAUGAACUUUCAGUAUAUUUCAGCAUUUAAGACAAUUCUAUGAACCUUCAGAAGACUUCAAAAAAAAUUUAAGUGAAUUAUUACCACAAAUCAAAGUUUUAAAUUAGUGCAAUCCUGGCUUGGCUGAUCGAUAACUUUCAUUUUAAGGACCCUAAUAUAGAUAUUUCUCUAUGUUUCUUCAUAAUAAAAAGGGUUUUUUUUAAUGAAAAUUAGAAAAGAAGAAUGAAAAAUAAGUAUACUGAUAAAAAAACUAAGUAAACAACCUUUUUUCAAUCAUCAACCCUAACAGAUAUUUCUGGAAGCAGAAAGUCAUUAAAUAUCUUUAGAACCUUUUUUUAGAUAUAAGACUUAAGCCAUUGCUGAACAAAAUCAGAGUUUUGUUGGUAUGUUGUUUUAAGCUUGUAAAAUCAAAUGAAAAUUUAUGAUUUUCUUGGUACCUACUCGCGUGCUAUCUGAGUAUGAUUUUAUAACAUUUCAAUUACAGUGAAAUUUGGAGGGGGAAAUUGACCUGAAAACAACAAAUACCUGCUAUUUGUAAGAAAAAAUGAUAAUAAAACAAAAAUUGUGAAAAUGA
Ylistrum balloti is the source of this 3835-nucleotide messenger RNA. Its product is annotated as sodium-coupled monocarboxylate transporter 1-like. NCBI's taxonomy places the organism in Eukaryota, Metazoa, Mollusca, Bivalvia, Pectinida, Pectinidae. Gene Ontology annotation, biological process: transmembrane transport; sodium ion transport. The record is from RefSeq and is a predicted model, not a curated record. Bases 177 to 2045 code for a protein of 622 amino acids. The transcript is spliced from 15 exons. Gene Ontology annotation, cellular component: membrane. Gene Ontology annotation, molecular function: symporter activity.